This is a messenger RNA of Penicillium riverlandense, 507 nucleotides long. Its product is annotated as translation machinery-associated protein 16. The record is from RefSeq and is a predicted model, not a curated record. NCBI's taxonomy places the organism in Eukaryota, Fungi, Ascomycota, Eurotiomycetes, Eurotiales, Aspergillaceae. The transcript is spliced from 2 exons. Gene Ontology annotation, cellular component: nucleus. The coding region runs from base 1 to 507 and encodes 168 amino acids.
AUGGCCAAGACACUGCAGAAAGUGCACAAGAAGAUCUCCAAGAAGAGGGGUAAAGUCGACUCGCUGAAUGAGAACAGUCGCGAUGCCCAGCGACUAAGACGAGCGGGUGCUCGAGACGAUCGACUGUCCCGCCACGCCAAAUCCACCCUCAAGGGCAGACAGCCAUACAUAUGUCAGGCCGCCAUUAAACCCGAACAAGCUUUGUCUAACCAAGACGAUGACAGAUAUAUCAACCGAGAUGCCGACGAGAUCGAGCAACUCCAACAAGAACGGCGCAAAGGGCGGCCGCCCAGCAAGCGGGAAGAGACGCUCAAGCUGCGGACGGAUACGGAGGAAGGGGAAUUCCGGACCGGAUUCUGGAUGCCGGACCUGGGUGACGGAGAUGUGCUCGCAGCCCUAAAAUCAUGGAAUGGAGACUGGUCCGGUCUGAGCACACUGAAAUUUGUGCGAUUUACGAAAGACGGAGGAAAACAGACGUCCAGCUUUCCUCCCAAGGGCAUGUCAUGA